CUGCCUCAGACGGUCACCCGGCUUGAACGCUCUUACUUUGAUCGCUCGCACGCGAUCCAUCGUAGUGCGCAAUCAGUGAUUUAGUGUAUAUUGUUUUAUAUUUCGCAUGACGGAAACAAGAAUAAGGAGAUGAACGGCAGCACGACGACGGUGAAUGGAAGCGCCGUCAACGGUAACAAUGGAGCGCUCAAUGGAAUUGGUGCAGCUCCACGAACGGCCACACUUGGGACUCCAAGUAGUUAUGCCUACACAUCCACCGGCUCCCUGCUAGGCAGAGGAGCUGCUGCUAGACCUGUACCACCGCCGACCCUUCCUAAGUAUAGUGGAUCUUUUAGUGCAGGCAGCACAACAACAGGCUUGCGAGAACGCGACAGAGAUGGCACAGGAGGUUCUCACCGCCUGGCUAGCCUCGAAAGACUUGCUUUGCGGCAGCGUAUUAUUGAACAGAAUGCGAAUAAUCAGGUGGCAAGUCUGACAGCGCUCAACAACACGGCAGCAAGCAACGGCGGGCCCACCUCUGCCACCGUCACCCUUACCGACACGGCUACGUUACAAAGUAAACGAGAGCUGUUCUUCAAGUCUGAUUCCGUGAGUGGUGGUACGGGCCCGCCGCCUGGGGCCCCGCCUGCCCCACCUAUCGCGCCCUCGGCUCUCAAGGAUGCGCUGGCGAAGCGUUCCGCGACCCUCCCCGACCCUCACGAGAACCACCACGAGGCCAACGGCACUACACCUGCGGCUAAGCUCAGCAACAGUGUGUCGGUGGACUCGAAUUCCAAGCCACCCAACACGGCGCCUCCGCCGACACCGGCGCCGCCCGUGCCGUCUUCAGCGCCACCUGCGGCACCAGCUCCUCUUAGGAGUACAGAGAAUAUUAUGAAGAAACCAGAUCACCCACCAGUUGCGCCAAAACCAGAAUUACCUAAGUUAGAAAAACCAAAAACCAAAGAACUAGAUGGAUAUGUCGGAUUUGCGAAUUUACCAAACCAGGUGUACAGGAAAGCUGUUAAAAAAGGAUUCGAAUUCACAUUAAUGGUAGUAGGUGAAACGGGGCUAGGAAAGUCAACGUUAAUAAACUCCUUGUUCCUAACGGACGUGUACGACAGGGAAAAGCAACCCGGUCCCUCGCUGCGGGUGAAAAAGACUGUGGGGGUGGAAACCAGUGUGGUGUUACUCAAGGAAAAUGGCGUCAACCUCACUCUGACCAUCGUAGAUACGCCCGGCUUUGGAGAUGCGGUCGACAACAGCAAUUGCUGGCAACCAAUAAUUGACUUUGUCGAAUCGAAAUAUGAAGAGUUCCUAAAUGCAGAGUCCCGAGUUACUCGCAAGGCGGCGCCCCCUGACACCAGGGUACAUUGCUGCUUGUACUUCAUUGCGCCCAGCGGACACGGCUUGAAACCCCUCGAUGUAGAGUUCAUGCAACGACUCGGCGAUAAAGUCAACAUCAUACCGGUCAUCGCCAAGGCUGAUACCAUGACGCCCGAAGAGUGCAAAGAUUUCAAGGAACAGAUAAUGAAAGAGAUCGCGCAGCACAAAAUAAAGAUUUACGACUUUCCCGAGAGCACCGGCGAGGAGGGCGAGGUGGGCGAGGUGACGCGGGCCAUCCGCUCGCGGGUGCCGUUCGCGGUGGUCGGCGCCAACACGGUCAUAGAGCAGGAUGGCAAGAGGAUUCGCGGGCGAAAGUAUCCCUGGGGCAUCGCUGAGGUGGAGAACCUGGAGCACUGCGACUUCCUGGCUCUUCGCAACAUGGUGAUCAGGACGCAUCUCCAGGAUCUGAAGGACGUGACCAGCUCGGUGCACUACGAGAACUACCGCUGCCGCAAGCUGGCCGGCCUCUCGCACGACGGGAAGCCCCACAGGAUCAACUCCAACAAGAAUCCUUUGGCACAAAUGGAGGAAGAAAAGAGAGAGCACGAUCUUAAAAUGAAAAAAAUGGAGAGCGAAAUGGAACAGGUGUUCGAGAUGAAAGUUCGCGAGAAGCGAGCGAAGCUGAAAGAAUCCGAAGCGGAGUUGGCUCGGCGGCACGAGGCCACGCGGCGCGCGCUCGAGGCGCAGGCGCGCGAGCUGGAGGAGCGCCAGCGCGCGCUGCAGGCCGAGCGUGCGGCCUGGGAGCGCGACACCGGCCUGUCGCUGGACGAGCUGCGGCGCCGCUCGCUCGAGGCCAACAGCAAGGAAGCGGUGGACGGCAAGGACAAAAAGGAUAAGAAAAAGAAAGGUUUGUUCUAAACAGUCGCCCUUCGGCCAAGAGCCGGCCGUGACUAACGGGCGCCACUGCCGCCGCACCAGUAGAUUACUUUCUAGUGCAUAUUCUAAUCAAAAUCUAUUCGCGUUCUCAUAAUGCGGCCAAUGCGUUGAUCAGAAUUAUUCACUACGUACAUAAGUACCUGUGUUACUUUGACAUAAAUUUCGGAAUGCAAUAUAUUUAAAAAUCGAGUGAUUUUGCUGUUUAUGAUAAGAUAUACAGAUUAAAAUAUCACUGCGAUAAGAAGUCAUGAGAUAUCUCAAUAAAUUUUUAAAACUACAUACUUUUCUAAAUUUCUAAGAACAUUGGGUUUUUAAUUUGUUUGUUUAACCUAUAGGCUUAACAACAGGCUGUAACAUUAACGAGAUUUCCUUGAUUAUUAUAAUUGUUAAUUGACAAACCUAUUUCUUAGGUAUAGUGCCAUUAUCAGUGUUGUGACGUGUUGCUACAGUCACGUACACUUUAUGUGAAAACCACCCAAAACAUUGUUUUUGUACAUUUAGUACGUAAAUUUGGCUGAUGUGUGCUCAUACCACUUUUCUCCAAAAAUUUAAAUAAACUUCUGCUAAUUUCUGUCUUAUUUACUAUUAGCAUUCUGUUGUAAAUAUGAUAACAUACCUAUUAUAAAUUUUGCAAUUUACUAUGUAUUCGCUUAUGUAGAAAUUGGCUUAGUGUGAAAAAUAUUUUCACGUAAAUUGUAUUUAUUGGUUUUUUUAUCAAGUUAAAUUGUGUUGUCAAUUUAAUUCAAAACAAAUCAAUGUAAUUUUCAGAUUGGUCUUUUAAGAGUGUGUCAUCUGGAGUAGUAUUGUAAUUUGGACCAAAGUCUGAGCACAACGCACCAAUUUAGUUAAGGAGGGUUUAGCUCUAUUGUUAUUAAUGGAACAACGAUUUUAAAGACUACAGAAAGAAAUAACACUGUAUUUGUCAUUUUAAGGACUUUACUCAACAUUGAUUAUAAUCAAGAGCUGAGAUUACUUUUUACGUAUUUAUUUAUAAGAUUUUUAUUUCGCAAUUUAACAUUUUUUACGAUAAGUGAGGCCUAAUUUUAUACACUUGUGUUUCCAUAGCCUUUUUGUAUAAUAUUUUAUAUGAUUUAUUUAUUUGAAGGGUUUGAGAUUUUUGCUUAAUACUGAAGACUUGUAGCACAAACAUUUAUACAGCUUAUGAAUAUACAUUUACGUCCACAAAGAUGCCAAAUAGCUUGUAACAGUGGUCUGCUUUAAUCGGCGCUAAAUGUUCUAAAACUUCGUACUUUAAAGUACGAUACAAGAAGGUGGGAUCUGAAAUUAAUCCUGGCUCAACUACUAUACACUGUGAGAUAAAACAUAACAACUUACAACUUUACUGAUAAAUAUAGCAAUAGAAAAAUAUUGUUGAACUAAGUCGUUAUAUUUAUAAGUAGAGAAUGCGUAUUGUAGUUACUUGAAUAACUUUAAGUAAAUACACCAUUCUAAAUUUUAAUGUAAAAUUAGAUGAUUACAUAUUUUUUACUUCUUUUUAUUACAAAACAUAAGAUUUUGGCUUUGAAUUUGGCAUUUGAAUUUAAGAGUGGCGUUAAUGAUGUAAUUUGGCGGUCGUACGGAUCGUUUUGCGAUUUUGGUAUAAAUAAUUCAUUAAUUUGAUUUUAAAUUAAUUAAAAGGCAUCAUUUACAUCUACUAGACAAAUUAAUCUGAUAUAAGCAUAGUCUAGAGUUUAUCCAGUACGACUUGCCUUAAACAUUGAUAUAUUAUGCUUAGUAUACUGCUCAUAGUUCAGUUGUGACAUAGAAUCUAGCCCUAGCUAGUUAGCGUUCUUUGAAAUUAAAUAAGGAUUGGAAUGGAGAUGGCUCACUCACAAAAUUGCUAUGCGCCCCAUAAAAACAUUACUUUGAAAAUUUUUCAAACCGAUUUUAUAUCGACUAUGAAGUUUUAUCACAAUUUUUUUAUAUACAUCUUCCACAUAUUAUGAUAGAUUACUUCUUUGUUAAUAUUGUUUUUGCUUAUAUUAUAUAACAGAUGAUAUAAUAUCGAGUUACUCAACUAUGAAGUUAUUAUUGACACAUGCAUAAUCUUUAUUUAAUCGACAUAUCGUGGUUAAAUUAUAUUAUUUCCUACAUUACAGUAUUGACUUCCGCAUUAAAGUAAGGAGUAGAUUUUAAGAUUAUGCUUAAUUUUAUAUUUGUGUAGGGUUGCGGCCCACUUUACCAUACUGAUUUUUGAUUAGUCACAAUGGAUGUGUGAAGUUUGUUGGGUGAGCAGUGAAGGCAGACGAUGUAAUAUAUUGUACCUUUGAAUAAAAUAUAAAUAAAUACGUAAUAUAUAGGAAGAA
Amyelois transitella is the source of this 4547-nucleotide messenger RNA. RefSeq names its product septin-7 (gene pnut). The coding region runs from base 130 to 2223 and encodes 697 amino acids. The transcript has 10 exons. The record is from RefSeq and is a predicted model, not a curated record. Lineage: Eukaryota; Metazoa; Arthropoda; Insecta; Lepidoptera; Pyralidae. Gene Ontology annotation, biological process: cilium assembly; cytoskeleton-dependent cytokinesis. Gene Ontology annotation, molecular function: molecular adaptor activity; GTP binding; GTPase activity. Gene Ontology annotation, cellular component: microtubule cytoskeleton; cell division site; septin complex.